Messenger RNA from Drosophila nasuta, 1210 nucleotides. RefSeq names its product ribosome biogenesis regulatory protein homolog. NCBI's taxonomy places the organism in Eukaryota, Metazoa, Arthropoda, Insecta, Diptera, Drosophilidae. Bases 83 to 1126 code for a protein of 347 amino acids. Gene Ontology annotation, cellular component: nucleolus; preribosome, large subunit precursor; nucleus. Gene Ontology annotation, biological process: ribosome biogenesis; endonucleolytic cleavage in ITS1 to separate SSU-rRNA from 5.8S rRNA and LSU-rRNA from tricistronic rRNA transcript (SSU-rRNA, 5.8S rRNA, LSU-rRNA); ribosomal large subunit biogenesis. The transcript is spliced from 4 exons. The record is from RefSeq and is a predicted model, not a curated record. Gene Ontology annotation, molecular function: protein binding.
UCAAAAUUCUACUAGCGGUCACGCAUGUACAGCACGUGUAUAAAUAUCAAAAGGAGUUGAAUUGCUGUUUAUUUCCCACAAAAUGGAUGUAGUUAAAGCGGUUUUAGAAAAACAUCAAAAGGAAUUGGAUAAAUAUAAACCAAUCACAGUCGAAAAGCACCUGGAAUGCCGUUUAGAUGUUGGCACACUACUCAUCACAGACCCCAAUGAUUUGGAGGACCGGCAGCUGGCCAACGACAAAGAAGAGUAUUUGGCUGCUUUAACCCGCGACAAUACACAACUGCUGGUAAAUGCCAUCUGGGAGCUCCCUACAGAGCGUGUGGACGAGAGCAUCGUGGCUAAGUUGCCGGAGCCAACAACAGUUCUGCCGCGUCUACGUAAACCUCCAGGCCCGCGUCCAUUGACCAAAUGGGAGCAGUUCGCCAAGGAGAAGGGAAUCACAAAGAAGAAGAAGGACAAGAAGACUUAUGAUGAUGUGUUGGACAAAUGGGUACCCACGUAUGGCUUCAAACGUGCCGAGGCUGAGAAAGAUAAGGAAUGGGUGUUGGAGGUACCACAGAAUGCGGAUCCCAAUACAGACAUGUUCCAAAAGAAGAUCGACUUGCGCAACGAAAAGGUGGCCAAAAACGAGAUUCAGCGGAUGAAGAACAUUGUGCGCGCAAAGAAGAUGGAUGUGCCACGCAGUGGUUACCUGGGUCCUGAAGCUGCAUCAUCGAAUCAACUGUUAACCGCGGUGACGGUGGCCAAAUCCUCAACAGCAUCGGUGGGCAAAUUCCAGAGUAAGCUGCCCAAGGAGAAAGAGGCACGCGGUUUGGGUGUAAAGGAGCUGAUACCGGGUGGCAAACGCAAGGCAUCGCAUAUCUCAGCGCAGCCGGAGCGCGAGGCUAACUUGGACCUCAUCAAGAGUGUGCUGAACAAGAAGCCCAAACUGGAUGUGGAGAAGGCGAUACAGCUGCAAAAACAGGAUGAGCGAUUGGAACGUGAAGCAGAAGGCAAUAAACCUGCUAAGAAGGGCAAGAAGGGCGGCGGCAAGGGCAGCCGCAAGGCGGUGGGCAAGAAACCCAAAGGUCAUCAGGGACAGCGUGCGCCAGGCAAAAAGGGACAAGCUGGCCGCAAGCGUCGUUGAGUAAACCACUUCCACGUUGUAACUAGUAGAUUUUUUAAUAACCAACAAUUUACACGAUAAAUACAAAUGAUAAUAUUUAAGCAA